Molecule: messenger RNA, 540 nt
Organism: Paraglomus brasilianum
Lineage: Eukaryota; Fungi; Glomeromycota; Glomeromycetes; Paraglomerales; Paraglomeraceae
Source: the annotation of a GenBank genome assembly
AUGCCAAGACGAUGCGCCAAAAACUCAAGCUCGGACGACUCUUUAAGCGAAGAGGAUGUACGAAAACGAAUUUAUAGAAUAGACAUAAUCGUUGCCAAGAGAGAAGGCAUUUUUGCCAAAGCGGGGAAAAUUUUUAACGAUUGUCGGGACAAAUUUAAUAAAUCAAUUAAACAAUUGGUGAAUAGGUACAAAGACCAGCACAAAGACAGGGAGGGAGCGGCGAAUCAGGAGGAAGUCGAAGAGUUUAUUGAUGAUACUGUGUGUCGGACGUUAUUGUCCUCGAAUCUCGACGCAACGAAAAGGGUAGAAAUUCUCGAUAAUCCAUAUACUACAUCUCAGUUAAAAAAAUUUGUCCAGGAAGCAUUUAAAAUCCAUCUCCGUGGAGGUUCGGAUGCUUCGUUGAAUGUCAAAACACUUGAUUAUAUUACUAUGGAAUUGGAUAUUCCCACACAACUCGGCAUUGUCAAUGAAAUGGACGUUAAAAAACUCUUAAGCUGUGCAAGCAUAAAGAAUUCUCGUUAUAGACGAUUAGCGUCAUGA